GAGCAUCGUUGGAACAUCGCUCGAGCUUCUGACCCGCUGCCGGCUGAUCCUCUCCCUUGCUGUCGCUAAGGCCGGGAGACAGCGGGGGUGGAGGUCGUAGAGGGCCGGCUGCCUGGGUAGCGGGAAACCGGCUUCUCACUCAGAUCGAAGCCCUGGACUCCGCCGGCCCGGAGCGGAAAAGCGUGUCCACUGCCAGCCUGAUGCUCUUCGAGGCGUUGUGCUGCUCCUGGGUGGGAAAUACGUACACCUUUAUCUAAGCUAUCGCUCCAGCCAGUGAUUGUUCUUACCGCUUGAGACAGACUAGAUGAAACAGGCCAAAGCCCCCGCCAGCCAGGCGUGCCAGUGUUAGGGCCCUGUGGUUCUGGCAGGGCGAAGACCCGCUUCUCCGAGCUUACCGAUUUUCUCCUCUGGUUUCAACAUCUGCCUCGUGAAAGGACAUAAUAAUAAGUGGAGCGGACGCAGCCUGCCGGCUCUGGCUAGCCAGGACCCACUAGCUCUGCUUUGUGGCCCAUGUGCCGCAGCCUCUGCCCUCAGUGUGCAGCUGGCCCCAACGCAAUGUGUGUUUGUCAAACCAUGGAAGUGGGGCAGUACGGCAAGAAUGCAGGUCGGCCCGGAGACCGGGGAGUUCUCCUCGAGCCCUUCAUCCACCAGGUGGGCGGCCACAGCAGCAUGAUGCGCUAUGAUGACCACACUGUGUGCAAGCCCCUCAUCUCCCGGGAGCAGCGCUUCUACGAGUCCCUCCCUCCGGAAAUGAAGGAGUUCACCCCUGAGUACAAAGGCGUGGUAUCUGUAUGUUUUGAGGGGGACAGCGAUGGUUACAUCAACUUGGUGGCCUACCCUUAUGUGGAAAGUGAGACUGUGGAGCCAGACGACACGCCAGAACGGGAGCAGCCGCGGCGCAAACACUCCCGCCGGAGCCUGCACCGGUCAGGCAGCGGCAGUGACCACAAGGAGGAGAAAGCCAGCCUGUCCCUAGACACCUCUGAGAGCUCCCAGGAGGCCAAGAGCUCGAAGGUGGAGCUGCACAAGGUGGAGCCGCAUGGCCACUCCGACGUCCCCUUCCAGAUGCUGGACGGCAACAGCGGCCUGAGCUCCGAGAAGAUCAGCCACAACCCCUGGAGCCUGCGCUGCCACAAGCAGCAGCUGAGCCGCAUGCGCUCCGAGUCCAAGGACCGCAAGCUCUACAAGUUCCUCCUGCUGGAGAAUGUGGUGCACCACUUCAGGUACCCCUGUGUGCUGGACCUGAAGAUGGGCACCCGGCAGCAUGGCGAUGACGCGUCGGCUGAGAAGGCCGCCCGGCAGAUGAAGAAGUGCGAGCAGAGCACGUCUGCCACGCUGGGCGUCAGGGUCUGUGGCAUGCAGGUGUACCAGCUGGACACAGGGCACUACCUGUGCAGGAACAAGUACUACGGCCGAGGGCUCUCCAUCGAGGGCUUCCGCAAUGCUCUCUACCAGUACCUGCACAACGGCCUGGACCUGCGGCGAGACCUCUUUGAGCCUAUCCUGAGCAAACUGCGGGGCCUGAAGGCCGUGCUGGAACGGCAGGCUUCCUACCGCUUCUACUCCAGCUCCCUGCUAGUCAUCUAUGACGGCAAGGAGUGCCGGGCCGAGUCCUGCCUGGACCGCCGGUCUGAGAUGCGUCUCAAGCACCUGGACAUGGGGCUCCCUGAGGUGGCCUCCCCAUGUGGCCCCAGCCCCAGCCCCAGCAGCACCAGCCCUGAGGUGGGCCCUGCCCCUCCACCCAAGGUGGACGUCCGCAUGAUUGACUUUGCACACAGCACGUUCAAGGGCUUCCGGGAUGACCCCACCGUGCAUGACGGGCCGGACAGAGGCUACGUGUUUGGCCUGGAGAGCCUCAUCAGCAUCAUGGAGCAGAUGCGGGACGAGAACCAGUAGGCCCCGUUCUGGGCCCCAGAACCCCUCCUCUCCACCCGCAGGCAGGGACCAUUGCUCGGGCCUCGCUGUGAGGACACACAGACUUGCUUUUAAAGGGUUAUAUUUCUCUUUGGUGUAAACUAAAAGAAAUGUUUUUAGCUGUAGCCUGGAAUCCAUAUAUAUAAAGCGGAGGAGGGCAGCACACGUGUCCUUUCAGGCAGGCUCCGUAGCUCUGCGGCUCUGCCUGCUGUGUCCAGCCGGCUUAGGAAGGAAGAGGCGCCCCUGGUGGGCCUGGUAGCAGGACAGAGUGCCCUUGGACAUUGGUUUCUCUUGCCUGGGUCUUUGGGGUCUGUGGCUGAAGGGCCCUGCUGACUGUAGGGUGAAGCCCUGGCCUGGCACGGGGCACCUACAUGCCCAGUUACUCCUUGUUCCUCUGAGGUAGGUGCCCAUCUAUGGGGGGUGUUCCUGUCUUGGGUGUUAGGCAGCUGUUUAACUGAAGCCCCCAGGGCACUACAGGGCUGACUCCCGGAGCUGGGCCUUCUUCCUCAGUUCCGACCUCGGCCUGGGGCUGGAUUCAGGAAGCUGGGCAGAAACAGCUCAUGGCAGAUGGCAGGCCCUGAACUCCCCGGCCACCCAUUGGCACCUCCUCUGCCCACCUCCACAGCCAGCCAGCCUCUCUCAUCAAGAUCCAUUGCUUAAGAAGGCCACCCUCUCCUGCCCUGCUGAAGGGGUACAGCUCUGCUGAGGAGUCGGCGGCCCGGCCGGCCUCAGGGCAUUGGCUGGCUCUGGCCCAGACAGUGUUUGCAGCUCUUGUGCUGUGGUGGGAGGCCUCCUCCCGUGUGUAGGCAGCUGCGCUGCCCCGGGACGCGCUGCCCCUUCAGGACUGCAGGCCUGGUCUGCUCACGGUCUUGUUUCCCCAGGCCCAGCGCAAGGCAGCAGCCCGGCCCGCUGUGAGAUGCUCCAGGGCCUGGGCCUGGAGGGUGAAUUGAAAGCUGCUCUGCUCAUAGGCACAUGGGCCCUGGGUGCAGUGGCCCCGAUUCCACUAAUGAGAGCCUUGUCUAAUCAGUCCUGGGGUCUGUCUGCUUGUCCGUUUGCCCACUGCCCACCGUUCUCCCGGGCUCUUCCCCUGGGGUAUUCCCGUGCUCAUUCGUCCGUCUCGAUCGCCUUGGCCUAAUACCACCUCCCGUUUCUGAGGUGAGCUUUUGCCCCCUGUGCCCUUCCUCAGCAGGUGCUGCCUUUUUAUAAAGGCCUGGAAGCAGGACGGAUUGGAGCUGGUGUUUCCCCGCUGGCCCAGCACCCUUUCCGUGGGCCUGGGGUGUGGCCCCUCUGCACUGACCCUCCCUCUGCCAAGGCUUGUCAUUUUUGCUGCCGGCUCUUAGUGGCACAGAGACCUGCUGCCUUUAACACAGGUGGCUGAUACAUGGCACUGCAUCCAACCAUUGCUGAGGUUGGCACCCUCUCCUCCAAGCCUAGGGCCACUGUCAUUGUCACUUUUGGCAUGUCCCUGUUUGGGCAUUAAAAGUAAAGCCUGCCAGGCGUAUCUGUGAGAGGCUUUGGUAACUGAUGGACUGAUUGCCCAAUCUUCGGAGUUGCCGCCUCUUACACGGGCUCCUUGAUGGGUCCCAUCUCAGCUUCUGACGCAGGUGCCAGGGGUGGGCAGGUUCCCACCCCGUGGGGCUGGGAGGGGCAGCUGGCCUGUGUGUCGGUAGUGACCAUCUCUCCUGUCUCAUUCUGUGGCUUCAGCCAUAGGGGCAGCAGCUCUUGGUUAGUGUAGUCGUUCCCUGGCAGGGUGGAGGAGACGAAGGGCCUGGGGCCCCUUAGAACCUCCUGGGGAUGUGCUGUGGCACCCUAGUGCCUAGAUUCUGGGAGCAGAUGCUGCCCUGUUCGGCUGCUCUUCAUAGCUGGGGUGUCUGUACCCACUUACAUUCAGUAUUUUACUGUCACUGAACAGUGGAAGGGCCUGGGAUCUGCUGCUUGCCCAGGACAGGGCCCCUGUUUUCAGCACUUCGACACCUGGAGACCCAGUCUUGGCUGACGGCCGCUGGGCAAGAGUACAGGAGUGUGCGCCCUUUCUGCCACUGUUCUUUUUUCCUGACAGCCCUGCCCCUGUCAGGCCCUCCUUCCCAGCCCCAACUUGGGACCAAAGUGCAACGUGGGAUCAUGGGUUGGGGCGCUCAAGAGACCCCUCUCUGUAAUGUUUCCCUGGGCCAAGCCGACACCAGCCCCCAGGGAAUGGGGUGGGAGGGGCGGUGCUUAAAGAGGAAGGGGACCAGUGUAGCAACUUGCCAGGGACCCCAGCCCUGCCUCUGUGGGCCUGUGCAGUGGGCGUGGGGGUUCCCACCAACGGGCCAGGAGGCUGGGCUAGUUCAGUAGUCGCUGCUCAUUCGCUCACACCUGGCCACGUGCACGUUCCCUAGAUGCAGAUUGCUUUUGAACUUUAAAAGCUGUACAAUUUGGUUAUGUUUGUGUCGAUUUAAAAAACAUUUUAAUGAAAAACAUGGAGAACCCCAGGAAGGACCUGGUUCUUUUGCUUCUUGGGGAACUGUAAGACCUCGCCUUCUGGGAAUAGCUCUCUGCCCCUCUUUUCCUGGAAGCUAAGUCUGUCCACACCGCCCGAGGCUUGCGCCCGGAUACUGCCCGUGGCUCCAGCCCCAUCUAGGCCUAGUUGCGUUUUCUUGGGACCUUGCGUGUGAGGGAGGGGGUGGUCGGGCGGUCCCGCCCCUUUCUGUACACCUAGCGCUGCCCACCCGCUUGUAUCUGAGGUCGUGUAUGUCAAAAUAAAGCCUCUAGAAACUUGA
Messenger RNA from Tupaia belangeri chinensis (Chinese tree shrew), 4673 nucleotides. It is a transcript of the gene IP6K1, whose product is annotated as inositol hexakisphosphate kinase 1. The transcript has 6 exons. Gene Ontology annotation, molecular function: inositol hexakisphosphate kinase activity. Bases 511 to 1896 code for a protein of 461 amino acids. The record is from RefSeq and is a predicted model, not a curated record. Gene Ontology annotation, cellular component: cytoplasm; nucleus. Lineage: Eukaryota; Metazoa; Chordata; Mammalia; Scandentia; Tupaiidae. Gene Ontology annotation, biological process: phosphatidylinositol phosphate biosynthetic process; inositol phosphate biosynthetic process.